Symbiodinium sp. CCMP2592 is the source of this 393-nucleotide messenger RNA. The record is from the annotation of a GenBank genome assembly. NCBI's taxonomy places the organism in Eukaryota, Dinophyceae, Suessiales, Symbiodiniaceae.
AUGGCGUUGCCUAUGAAGAAGACCGCGAUGAAGGCAACGAAGUCGCCAGCCAUGAAGGCCAAGGCCAUGAAGCGAAUGAAGGUGAUGAAGAAGAAAGCCGUCAGCAAAAUCGCCCGUGGCAAGCUGGCGAAGGCAGCUGUCUUCCAGGGCCGCAAGGAGAAGACCGCGACAGGCCUCCAGAAGAUGCACCUCAUGAAGAACAAGUAUGGCAAGGUGGUGAGCAAGAAGAAGCACGCCAGCGGCAAGCUGUUCCAGAAGUUGGGGCAGAAGUGGAUCACCGCAGUGAUGACAGCGAGAAAAGAGCUGGGCAUGAAAGGCUUCUGCGCAGUAGGCGGCAAGAGUGCUCAGGGCAAGGCGCUCUAUGCCAAGGCCAAAGCGCUUUAUGCAGCAUGA